AUGUACCACUUCAGUGGUAAGAUGGCCCCUGUCUACUUAAGUGGUAAGAUGGCCCCUGUCUACAACAGUGGUAAGAUGGGCCCUGUCUACAACAGUGGUAAGAUGGCCCCUGUCUACAACAGUGGUAAGAUGGCCCCUGUCUACAACAGUGGUAAGAUGGCCUCUGUCUACAACAGUCGUAAGAUGGCCCCUGUCUACUACAGUGGUAAUAUGGGCCCUGUCUACAACAGUGGUAAGAUGGCCCCUGUCCACUUCAGUGGUAAGAUGGCCCCUGUCUACUACAGUGGUAAGAUGGCCCCUGUCUACUACAGUGGUAAUAUGGGCCCUGUCUACUACAGUGGUAAGAUGGCCCCUGUCUACUACAGUGGUAAUAUGGGCCCUGUCUACUACAGUGGUAAGAUGGCCCCUGUCUACUACAGUGGUACGAUGGCCCCUGUCCACUACAGUGGUAAGAUGGCCCUUGUCCACUUCAGUGGUAAGAUGGCCCCUGUCCACUACAGUGGUAAGAUGGCCCCUGUCUACUACAGUGGUAAGAUGGCCCCUGUCCACUACAGUGGUAAGAUGUUAUGUCCACUUCAGUGA
Molecule: messenger RNA, 582 nt
Organism: Physella acuta
Lineage: Eukaryota; Metazoa; Mollusca; Gastropoda; Physidae
Source: RefSeq, a predicted model, not a curated record